CGAGUAUUACAAAACAAAAUAACGAUGAGAUGUAAUGGAAGAAACUUUUUUCCUAUGAAAGCACUUAAUAGAGAUGCAAACAAUUUCCCGCGCAAAUUAUUUACAAAACCUCAAAAAAUUAGGGAAUUAAACGGUUUCAAAAUGAAUAACACAGAAGAUGCAAAGGAAAAUACUAGUCCAAAUAUUGGAAACAGUGCAAACUUAUUAAAAAACGAAGAAACAGAUGAGUGCCAUGAAGAAUAUCAGUAUUUAAAUCAUAUUAGCAAAAUUAUCACAACAGGUAUCAGAAGGGAUGACCGUACUGGGGUGGGAACAAUGGGAAUUUUUGGAGCACAGAUGCGUUAUUCCCUGAGAGAAAACGUUUUUCCUUUGCUUACAACAAAAAGGGUAUUUUGGAGAGGAGUGGUUGAAGAAUUACUGUGGUUUAUUAAGGGUAGCACAAAUUCAAAAGAGCUAGCAGAGAAAGAUGUUCACAUUUGGGAUCCAAAUAGUUCUCGAGAGUUUCUAGAUGGUUUAGGUUUUAAAGAAAGGGAAGAAGGCGAUUUGGGACCUGUCUAUGGAUUCCAGUGGAGACACUUUGGGGCUGAAUAUAGAGGAAUGCAUGCUGACUACAGUGGUGAAGGCAUUGACCAACUAAAUAAUGUAAUAAAAGACAUUAAGGACAAUCCAAACAGUCGUAGGAUUAUUAUGUGUGCCUGGAACCCUAUUGACAUACCUUUAAUGGCUCUACCUCCUUGCCACUGCCUUGUGCAGUUCUUUGUUGCAAAUGGAGAACUUUCCUGCUUACUGUAUCAAAGAUCAGCUGAUAUGGGUCUUGGAGUGCCAUUCAAUAUUGCCAGUUAUGCAUUACUGACUGUUAUGAUAGCUCAUAUAACAAAGUUGAAGCCUGGAGAAUUUAUUCACACGUUAGGAGAUAGCCAUGUUUAUCUAAACCAUAUAACGCCUUUACAACAACAACUGAAGAGGAAACCUAGACCGUUCCCGUGUCUAUAUAUUAAAAGAGAGAUUUCGAAAAUAGAAGACUUUAUAUUUGAAGACUUUGAAUUGAGGGGUUAUAAACCUUACCCAAAAAUCGAUAUGUCAAUGGCCGUGUAACUUAUUCAGAACUUUUUGUGUUAUAUAUCUUACGGUAUUAUGGAAAUAUGGUAUUUUAAAUUAACUAUUGUAUAAUUGUCAUUUUAAUAUAUUUUAGCUUAGAUAUAAAGAAUUAACGUUUGGGUGGUUAGGUCACUAUUUAAGGUUAAGUAUUUGUCAGGUGAUGUUCGUUUCAUGUUUUGUGUGCAGAAAUGAUUUAAAACAUGAUUACGCAAUUUUUAAUAAUUGACAAAAUCCCACUUUCAAAAUGUUGAGGUUGUGUACAGUUGUUUAUUUGGCUUACCAUUUUUAAGACCCAUUUUUCAAAGAAACUGAUUACAACUACUUAAA
Molecule: messenger RNA, 1425 nt
Organism: Agrilus planipennis (emerald ash borer)
Lineage: Eukaryota; Metazoa; Arthropoda; Insecta; Coleoptera; Buprestidae
Product: thymidylate synthase
Exons: 4
Coding region: 25-1095 (356 amino acids)
Biological process (GO): dTMP biosynthetic process; tRNA dihydrouridine synthesis
Cellular component (GO): cytoplasm; mitochondrion; cytosol
Molecular function (GO): thymidylate synthase activity; flavin adenine dinucleotide binding; tRNA dihydrouridine synthase activity
Source: RefSeq, a predicted model, not a curated record